GGCGAGGACAAUCCCUGCCGUGCCCACGAGGGGGAGCCCGAGACACCUUCCUCCCGACGCGGGCGUCCUCGAGGAGCCGGGACCUGGGGCUCCCUCCCAGCUUCGGUCGCCCCGGGCUCCGGGAGAUGACGGGGCCAGGAUGGCUGGACAGAGAAGGCGCAGGCCUCGGGACCGGCGACUGCACCUCUGCUUCUACCCACGCGCUGCACAUACAUUUAAACACAACGUAUUUUUUCCAAAACGUGGAGCACACUUUAAAUAGACGAAGCGAACAAGUUAAACAGCAGCGGCCAGGCGAGGGCGCAACUGCAGAGAGACGGGCAGCCAAGGAGGAGGAAGGGGUGACAGGGCGCGUGACCGCCAGCGUCUGCGUGGCUGAGGUGAGUGCGUGAGGUCGUCCCGAGUGCGGCUCUGCGCCCCACGGCGACGCCGUCCUGGUCGCGGUCACCUGAACACACCCUGGCCUCCGUCCGGGCGCCCCUGCGCAUCCUCCUGCUCCGGAGGGGGACGGGGACCGGGCCCGAAGCUGCACCCCACCUUCCCCUAAACGUCCUCUUUCCAAAAAUGUCACAAUAACGGCGUUCUCCUUUUCCUUCUUUUUCUUCUUCCAGCUCUGUAAGUGGCACACUCAGCAAUUAAUCCCCCAAAUUUCCUAUUUUAUUUGAAAAAAAGCGUCCCGAAAGCCAUACAAAUUUCCCCUAAACAUGAUUAUUUGCAUCCAGCAAGUUUCUACAUGAACCACCAGGUUGUCUCUAAAUAUUUUGUAACUUCUAUUUUUAAAAACUCUGCACCUCAUAAAUUAUGUUGAAAUCCUCUUAAGAGAUGAAGGGAGGGAAGAGGGGGAGGGAAUAAAGAGAAUUGAGCUGUGUUAUGUAAAUGGACCUGCCCCCCCCCCGUGAGGAAUGUAAUCACUAUGUACUGUACACGUGUACAGCACUAACACAGAUAAAAAUUAGAAAUUCAAAUGUGUAGAUUUCAAUCUUUGAGUUCUAUUAUCUCUUGGAGGCAGAAGAUCUAAUUUGUACUAUGUUAAAUCUGUGUAAUAGUAGAGAUUUUAAUAAAUGAUCAAUUUUUGUAAAUGCUUCACAUGCUCUUGAAAAGAACAUGGGUUCGGUCCCACCAAUAAUCAAUAUAGGAACCUCAGUACCAUCGGACUGCAUUGAUGACUUAUCACAUGUUAAUUCACUGACUACUGCAGCAGCUCUAUGAAUUAGACAUAUUCCCUUUUAUUCCUUCAAUGAUGCAAUUUUUGUCUGGUUGUCUCUAGGUUUCGUUUUUAAUUCUUAAAAUCUUAAUUGAUACAUAAAAAUUGUGCACAUUCACAGGGUGGCAUGUGGUGUUUCAGUACGUGGAGGCAUUCCGUAGUGUUGGAUAGCUGUCUCCUCAGACAGUGGCCGUUUCUAUAUGGUGAAGACACUGAGCAUCCUUUCUUCUGUUUUUUCUAAAUAUACAGUGCACUAUGGAUAUCUACAGCCACCCUCCUGUGUGCACCAGAACUUCUUGCCCCUAAGGAACCAUAACUUAGUAUUCAAAGAUUUGCCUUUUCUUCCCUUCUUCCAGGCUGCUCCCCCAGCAUCUGGGACCCACUGUCUUAGUUACUUUCUCAUUGCUGAGACAAAAUACCUGACACGCAUAAGUUAAAAGGAGGAAAAGUUUAUUUUAGCUUAUAGUUUGUAGGAGUUUCAGUGCUUAGUUUUUAGUUGGCUGGCUCCAAGACAGGGUGAACGGCAGAAGGGAAUGACCGAGAAGAAACAGUCCAUGGUAGGGUAGACAGGAGGCAGCAAGCAGAAGCAGCCUUUAUAUUCCCUUCUGUCCCUUUAUAUUCCAGGUAUGAGCCAACUAGUUGGUAUUACCCACACCCAGGGUGGACCCUCCGUUAUCCACACCCAGAACUGUGCUAAACCAAUUUAGUUAUCACACACUCUUGUUUUGUUUUGUUUUUUGGUACCAGGGAUUGAACUCGGGACCUUGUGCCUGCGAGGCAGGCAACGGAACCACUGAGCUAAAUCCCCGGCCCCCCAUCACACACUCUUAAUGCCAGUAUCUCACACCCUAGAUCCAGCAGCGCUGAAAAGCCCCACCGGUUAGCACAUGAGGCUCUGUGGGGGCAUCUAGACACAAGGCCCAAUGUCUACUUUUCUACCCUCGACUUCUAUGAGAUCAGCUUCUUCAGAUUCCACCCGAGGGAGGUCCUGUGAGGCUCCUCUUUCUGGGCCUGGCUUAUUGCAGCUAACACAACGCCUUCCUGUCCAUCCACUCCAUCAGAGAUGACCGGCUUCCUGUCUGUCUAAGGGAAAUGUAUCUAAUGGAAUGCAGCUCACAUUUUCUCUACCCUUUCCGUCCUGGUGGACACUUAGGCUGUUUCUGUUUCUUGGCUGCUGUGCAUGGUGCUGCAGUGGACACAGGGGUAUGGGGUCUCCCACGCACUGCCUUCAUAUCACUGUAGCGGGAUGGCUGGACUGUGUGCUGGGUCCUCUAUGGUUUAUCUUUGCAGGGCCUCUGCGCUGUUCUUCACCGCAGCUGUUCUGACACUCACUGGCAUCGUUCGAGGGUGUCCUCUCCACUGAUCCUCAGUGCUAAUCUGUGUCUUUUUAGUAACAGCUGUUCUCCCCGGAGCCACAUGAUGUCCGCUCAUGAGUCCGACUUGCAUUUCCCUGAUGACGGAUGAGGCUGGAACGUACUCAUGUGCCUGACAGCCAUUUGUGUGUCUUCCUUUGCAAAAUGUCAUUCAGGUCUAUUGCCUGUUUUCAAAUUGGGUCAUUUGAAGCUUUUUGCUAUUGAGUUGUCUGAGUUUCUUUUGUAUUCAGGUUACCAGGAUUUGCAGGUGUACAGUGUGUAAGCAUUUCCUCACAUUCUGCAGGUUUCCUCUUCUGCUUUUUGACAAAAUUUUAUUUUGCAGAAGCAGCCAAGGUACAGAGAGGUUGAUUAACAGCCCAGAGUCACACAGCUUGUAACCCGCAUGGCCCCUGGGGCUGUGUUCAAUGACCCUUACACUCCUGGGCGUGGUGUGGGUCUCUGCCCACCCGGCCUGCAUCUGGGAUUGUUCUUGGCACUGCUGCUAUGCAUCAGGCACCGACCCAGAUGCAGAUGCAGUGACGGGAGUCUUCAGAGAAGACUGGGAAGCAGGUAGUGGGGACCUCAGAUGGGAAAGAAUAGCAGUCAGGGAAAUACAGCGUUCACGACAGGCACUGCAGAGAGAGCAGGCGAUGAAUGGAGGGUGAGAUGGGGGGGGGGUGACUUCACAGGAGGGCUGGUGAGACUCAGCCCUCCGGUUUUCUCCCUCCAUGCCCGCUCAGGCCUGGGACUCCGCCCCUUACACAGGACUGGGUGAGCCGUGCGCCUUCGUGGGCUCCCAUCAGUGCUGGCCAGAAUCACCACCGCUGCCUGGAGAAGUUGUUCCUCCCUGCAUUUGGGUGCAGCGGACACGAGAACCCGCGAGGCCGCCUAGUUCUGGCCCCAGGAUCGCACAGGUGUUCAGAGGCCCCGCCCCGCCUCGCCCUUUAUUCUGACGCCCGCCCGCGUGCCUCAUCUGCGCCCACGGUCCUGCGGGUCUCAGGGCUGCGUCCUGCCCACCCAGUCCCUGCGGGGCUUCGCUCCUCCUGCCCUCCCUGGUCCCCAGUGUGGCCGAGAGAAGGCAGGGCCCGUGUGGUCAGCGCGGGCUGCGUGCAAGGCAGGCGCGGCGGGAGCGCCGGGCCUCACUGCUCCCCAGCCUGCUCCUCUCAGGUGUCUGAAAAGUGCGCCUGCGCACGAACCCCUCCCAGGCCCUCCUGCCGGCCCAGGAAACCGCAGCCCUGCCUCUGGCCUUAGGAGGCUGCUCUGUAGAUGCCUCGUGCUCGGGGAAUCGUGCAGCACUUCUUUGUCUGCGUCGGGCUUACGUUUCUGCACCUGCUGAGAUUCCUUCUGUUCUCCAGGCUGCGUAGCGUUCACUCUGUGUAGCACCAGGUUCAGCCGCCCAUCCGUCCAUGGACAUUUCCAGUUUCUGCAGCCUUGCGCUUGUGAGUGAUGUUGCAAUCAAUGCGCAUGGAGUGUAGCUCUGUCUUCGACAUGCUCGUGCCGUUUCCUUUGCACACACAAUGGGCAGGGGGAUUGCUGGGUCCUGCAGUAGUUGUAUUUCUCAUUUCUUUAGGGAUCUCCUUUCUGUUUCCCACAGCAAUCGCAGCGCCGUGUUCCCACCAGCAGUGUGCCAGGGACCCCGCUUCUCCACAGCCCAGCUGGGAGAGCUGGGAGGAGGGCUGGGCAUUAGGAGAGUCUGUACGUGCGGACACUGACCCUGGGCGCCUUCUGAAAGUGUGACCCAUGGCAGGAUGUCUGGUGUGUCACUGUCUCCCGGGACUCACAGAGAGCACAGUGCUCACCCUUGCAGCAGGGUUCUGUGGUUUCCACUUUGAGUUUGAGGAACUUGCCUUUCGGUGUCGCAACCCCCUGCCCAGGACUGACUGCCCGGGCCUGCUUGGUGGACUCAGAGCUGCUUGCUGUGUGGCCGUGCUCGGUCCUGUCCUGUCCUGUCCUGCAGGUUCACUCAGAGCGCCCUUCCGCCACAAGGCUCCCUCUGUGCCCCUGGGCAGAGCAGGAAAGGAGAGGGUGAGGCCGCUUCCUCUCUGAGUGAGGCGCUGGGGCAGGAACCCGGCCCGGGCCCAGCCAGUACCUCCUGCUCCUGUCUGCGCAGGUGUCUCACUCCGGGCCAUGGCCCCGCAGCCCACCGCCCUCCUGGCUCUGGGGCUCUGCCUCGGCCCCGUGAUCCAUGCGCAGGACGGGCCCCUGCCCAGACCCUCCAUCUCUGCUAAGCCAGGCCCCAUGAUCACCCAGGGGAGCAACGCGACCAUCCUGUGCGAGGCAGCUGCUGGGUUUGAAUUAUUCCGCCUGGAGACUUGUUUUGCCCAGAGUUGUCUCAAAGUUAGGGAAGAGAACAGUUUGUCUUGGAAGACAGAAGCCAGGUUUAUCCUCAACUCAGUGAACACAGACAUUGCUGGGCAUUACAGGUGCAUCUACCGGAAAUCGGGCUACUGGUCUCCGCGCAGUGAGACCCUGGAGCUGGUGGUGACCAGUGUGGAUGCCACCCAGGCCCCCAGGCCCCCAGUCUCAGACUCCACCUCCCCAAGAGCCACGCAGAUGCCAGGGGGCAACAGUCACAUGGCUGCCAUGCCCGGCCUGAAGGCACAGCCCCUGUACAUCCUCGUGGGGGUCUCUGCGGGCUUCAUCGUCCUGCUGCUCCUGCUCCUCCUCUUCUGCCUCCAUCGCCAGUGGCAGAAGAAACAUGGGGCCCCCAGCAGCAGGGACCAGGAGCAGAGGCCACAGGAGAGGGCCAGCCUGGCUGUGGACAGCCCAGGGAGGGCAGCAGACUGGGCCACAGCUGACCAAACUCUUCAGCAGGGCGGAGAGCAGAGCACCUCUACCCCGCUGCAGGGCCCCCAGGAAGUGAUGUAUGUUCAGCUGGACCAUCGAGCCCUGGCACAGAGGGGGACCCAAGCAGUGUCCCCACCGUCCACGGCACCCCCUGAAGGGUCCAGUACAUAUGCCGUCCUCGCCAGACGCUGACCCUGCCCGCCUGGCUCCUGCCCCCGAGGACUCAGGAGGUCACUCCGGAAAGGCUGCAGCCCCAUUGGAGGACUUCCCCUUGGGAGCUCCCAGCUCUCCUGGGGCUGCAGCUGGAGCCCAGAGGUCUCCACACCCAGGUCCCUGCUGCUGCUUCCAGGGACCCCUGGCUGUUUCCAGGGACCCAGCGACAGACCCUGGCUGUCUCCAGAGGCCCGGACAGGGCCGCUCAGCUGAUUCCCUCACCUGUGCUGCAGUCGCAGCCCCGCGCGUCUCAGGGAACCGCUCUCCCACAGACUUCUGCAGACCUGCCCAGCGGACCC
Molecule: messenger RNA, 5855 nt
Organism: Heterocephalus glaber (naked mole-rat)
Lineage: Eukaryota; Metazoa; Chordata; Mammalia; Rodentia; Bathyergidae
Gene: Lair1
Product: leukocyte associated immunoglobulin like receptor 1
Biological process (GO): immune response-regulating signaling pathway
Cellular component (GO): plasma membrane
Source: RefSeq, a predicted model, not a curated record